AUGCAACAAAACUCUGGAGCAGGUGCCGACCAACCUUCCCAAGAGUUCAAUAUGUGGGGCUCGUCAGAAGGACCUCAUGAACGUCAUGGAAAUCAUGGUCCCAGAGGGGCCCAUGGCUUUUAUGAAUUUGGUCCAUUUGGCUUUCCUUUUGGCGGAGCAGGACCAUUUGGUAGAGGUGGCUUCGGACGCAGAGGAGAUCAUCGAGGACGUCACUCUUUCACCCCCGGCGGAGAUGGAGAACAUACCGAUGAAGAAGGCAGAGAAGAAUUCCGAGGACAUCGUCAUCACGGUAAAGGCAAAUAUAACCGUAGAGGCGGAGAAGAAUCUGGAGAGGAAACACCUACUUCCGAUGCAGAGGCUGGAGAGGGUUCUUCCAGACCACAACGUGGCCCUCGAGAUUUCAAGGGCAAGAAAGGAAAUUGUCGCGGAGAGGGUGAGCAUUUCGAUGAAGAAUCAUCGGAUGUUGAAGCAAGAGAAGGGUCACAAGGCCAGGGGUCACGGCGAGGACCCAAACACCACGGACGCCAUGGACCAGGUAGCAGAGGAGGAUGGGGCGUUCGAGGUGGAGGCAGAUGUGGACCACAUGGUGGACAUCAAGGUCGGGGAGGACCCCACGGCCAUCAUGGAAGACGCGGCCCACCUCCAUUCGCCGGCCCAGGUGGCCCAUUCGACUUUAGUGCAAUGAUUCAAGCACUCUCUUCUCACCCAAUCGCACAGGCAUUUGGUAUUCCUACAACUCAGCGCUCCGGCGAAACACUCGUCCCCGAAGAUGUUGACACAGAAAACUCUUUUGUUCCUCCUAUUGACGUUUUCACCACUGAAGAUGCAUAUGUUCUCCACAUUGCACUCCCCGGUGCCAAGAAAGAAGACGUAGGUGUACACUGGGAUGCCGAGAAAGGAAUAUUGAGCAUGGCAGGUGUUGUUUACAGACAAGGAGAUGAGAAAUUCUUGGCGAGUCUUACCAAGAAGGAGAGAAAGGUGGGUGCUUUUGAGCGCACUAUGAAAUUGCCUCUCAACGAAGAGGAUAAAUCAGAAAUUGAUGGUGAUAACAUCGCCGCCAAAUUGGAGGAUGGUGUCUUGGUCGUUACUGUGCCAAAGCUGGAGAAGGAAGAAUCUUGGACUGAGAUCAAGAGAGUCGAUAUCAAUUGA
Sclerotinia sclerotiorum 1980 UF-70 is the source of this 1149-nucleotide messenger RNA. RefSeq lists its product as hypothetical. Gene Ontology annotation, biological process: protein folding; protein complex oligomerization; response to salt stress. The coding region runs from base 1 to 1149 and encodes 382 amino acids. The record is from RefSeq and is a predicted model, not a curated record. NCBI's taxonomy places the organism in Eukaryota, Fungi, Ascomycota, Leotiomycetes, Helotiales, Sclerotiniaceae. The transcript has a single exon.